GUGGCCUCUCGCGGACUCUGUGUACAAAUGCAGCAGCGUCCCCAAGCGUGGCUGGUUGCCCCAGCGUCCGACCUGGCCGAGGGUGCAGCUUGCCGCUUGCCGCCUCCGGGAACCAACAGCUCCCCCACACUUUCGACCUUCGAGUCUCCAGCCAUCCGCGCGCGCAGGCUCCUGCUGCCCUCCGCGCUGCCCCCGCGCUGCCUCUGCGCCGCCUCUGCGCUGCCCGCCUCUCCCCCGCCGCGCCCGACUGGUGCAGUGGCCGCCGCUGAGCGCGCGAACCCCCGACGCGCCGUCCGCGGCUGCAUCACCACCACCGCCUCCACCUCCCUACCACCCCAUCCGCCGCCGCCAUGGUGCCCGACGCCCUGUAUGACAAGGCGCGGCCCAUCCUGCAAGACGACGCCCUGGACGACGAGGACAAGACGGACCGCCUGGAGGAGCUGCUGCGCAAGGAGACGGGCCUGACGGGCAAGUCGCUGGAGAACGUCGUGCUGGACUGCCUCUGGCGCUACCGUGACGCCGGCAGCUCGUCGAGCUCGCCGCCGCCCAGCCGCCACACCAUCAUCCGCCGGCCGUCGCCCGCCCCGUGGCAGCAGAACCGCGCCCCGACCCCCGUCAGCCAGUCGCCGCGCCUCGUCAACCCGCCGCCCGGCUUCGGCAUCGCCCCGCCUGCCUUCAACCGUGCAAAGUCGCACACGGGCACCGCCUCGCCCUUCACCUCGCCGCGUCCGUCGCCGCGCCUGGCCUUUGCCACGCCGCACAUCCCCCACAGCCCCAGCCUCAGCGCAUACCAGUUCAGCGAGGGCGCCAGCCCCAACCACGAGUACGGCGACCUCGACAGCCACUCGGUCGACUGGCUGGUCAAUGACGACUCCGGCAGCACCGAGUCGUCGCUGCUGGGCGACGGCACCCUGAAUGGCGCCGCCGCCGAGUGGGUCCAGCCCCAGGCCAUGGACAUGGGCCCAUAUGACAUGCUGCGCUCCGUGCUGGGCAACGAGCGCUCCGACGAGGAGAUCGAGGUCGCCCUGGAAGCCAAUGCCUACGACCUGACCGCCGCCCUGCUGGCCCUGAUGGUCGCCCAGAACGGCCAGGCCGCCGUCGCCACUACGCCCAUGGGCAGCGAGUCGGGCUAUCUGAUCGGGAAGUCAAUGAGCCCAGCCUACCGGCCGGCUACCCCUGUCGGACAGCAGAAGAGCAACAUUGUGUGCAAGUACUUCCUAUCGACCGGGCACUGUGCCCGGGCGGAUUGUAGAUUCAGCCAUGACACCACCAAGACGCUGUGCAAGUACUUCCUCAACGGCAACUGUCUCGCCGGCGACACCUGCUUGUUCUCGCACGAUCCCUCGGCCAUGAUGGCUCGCAUGGCUAUUUCAGACGUCUCGACACCGCCUCUCCAGGCCGCUGUGCCCAACUUCCACAUGUCCGACUUUGACAUGUUCCCUUCUCUCCAAGGAGCCGACUCUCCGUACGGCGCCCCGCAGCCUUCGUUGGAGCAGCUCUACGGACUGACAGGCAGCGGCCACACCCGGCCUCCACCUGGCCUCAGCCCCUUUCCAGUCUUCACUCCUGGAGCUGGCAGUCGUCCUCAGUCGCGGACUGGCAGCCGUCAAGUCUCUCGUGCCACAACGCCGUCCGUGCUCGCCGUCGACGACAACGAUGCCUUCCCGAGUCUUGGCUCGGCCGCUGCUGCAAAGACCGGCAAGCGACACCACGGAAAGCGAGGUGGCCACGGCCACAAGGAUGUUCUGGCCUCGAGUAAUCUGUCGGACGUCGUGCGCAUGUCGCCAGCACCAGCGUCGCCUGUUCCAGCGCGCAAGGGCCUCAGGACUGCUAAGAGCUUUACUGGAUCCCGCGAGAACAGCGCUGCCGCCCAGGCCAUCCCUGCACCACAGCACAUUCCGUGGCUCGAGACGGGCGAGAAGGGGAAUCAGGCGUAUCUGAAGGCUCGCGCAGAGGCUUUUAAGCAUGGCAGUCUGCGGAAUAAGUUCUUGCAGAGUGCCGCACAAGCUUGGAAUCGCAGCGAUUCCCGCGCCGCCAAAGCCCUCAGUCUGAGGGGGCAGAGCGAGAACAACCUGAUGCGUGAAGCUCAUCGCGAGGCUGCGCGCAUUCUCUAUGAAGAGCGCAAUAAACGCAACGACGACUCGAAGGAGUUGUAUGUUGAUUUACAUGGACUCCAUCCGGAUGAAUCUGUAUCCUAUCUCGAAGGCAUCCUCGUCAAACACAGCGCUUCCUCGCGCCCCGUCUAUGCCAUCACCGGCACCGGCCAUCACUCCAAGAACGGCAAGGACAAGGUCGGCAAAGCCAUCCGCGGCUUUCUAAACGAGUGGCGCUACGCGUUCCGCGAGUUCUCUGUGCCUGGCGACCGCAACAACGUCGGCGGCAUCCUCGGCAUCGACCCCAGCAGCUACGACAAGAGCGUUGCCGAGCGGCCGAAGGACGGCGAGGAGGUCGAGGACAGCAAGAAGGAUGGCAAGAUAAGAAUCAUGAAGAGAGACGAGGUCUUAGACGUGCCCAAGGGGCCGAAACGUGCCGUGUGACUGGUCAAUGUCGAGCUGCAGCCAGCCAAAUAGUAAAAUAAGGUAGCCUCAAUAAGAAAGGUCCAAUCUACA
Boeremia exigua is the source of this 2609-nucleotide messenger RNA. RefSeq names its product CCCH zinc finger and SMR domain-containing protein. The transcript has 4 exons. Gene Ontology annotation, cellular component: nucleus. Lineage: Eukaryota; Fungi; Ascomycota; Dothideomycetes; Pleosporales; Didymellaceae. Gene Ontology annotation, molecular function: metal ion binding; RNA binding. Gene Ontology annotation, biological process: negative regulation of DNA-templated transcription. The record is from RefSeq and is a predicted model, not a curated record. Bases 351 to 2537 code for a protein of 728 amino acids.